This is a messenger RNA of Spodoptera littoralis (African cotton leafworm), 1398 nucleotides long. The record is from the annotation of a GenBank genome assembly. Lineage: Eukaryota; Metazoa; Arthropoda; Insecta; Lepidoptera; Noctuidae.
AUGGAUGUGCAAACAUCAGAUCAUGAUUUGUUUGUUGAACAAUUUUUAUUAGAAGAUGAAAGUAAUACUAUGCCAUUACCAGAUAUUGAAUCUGAUCCCCAACUUUUAAUUUCGAAGGUUCGUAAAUACUACAUGGAGUAUAUUAUAAGACUUCUCUCAACUAACUAUGAAACACAUCAAAAAUUAGUCAACAAAAACAUAUAUCUUCCUAGUGCCAUAUGGAGGUGUGCUAAAAAAUUAGAAGCUACUGCAGCCCAAGCUUGUAUGGUGGUACAAAUAUACCGGAAAAAUAUUAUUUCAGUGAUAGAGGAGUUGAAAAGAGAUACAAAUAAAGGAAAAUUAAAUAAAAAAUUAUAUAAUUGUCUUAAUAAACCACCAGAAAACAGUAAAAAAACUCAAACACCAAGCACAUUUAUAAAUAAUAAUUGUCAAUGUGCCUAUAGUAAACGUAAAAGACACGGAAUGUCUGAAUCACCAAAAAAUUUUGAAAAGCAAAUGUCUAAUAUAAGUGAUAAAAUUAUUAAUAACGGUAACAGUAUGUCUACUACAACUUAUGUGUCUAUUAAUACUCCUUGCCCCAUGCAGACAGAAAGUGAAACAGUAACUCAAGUUACCAGUUCCACAACAAUGCCCAUGCUCAGCAAAAGAAUGUCAGUUGAAUCUCAAGAUUCUGACGAGUUAAUGAUGCAGCUAGAAAAACUCUUCCAAGGAGACACCAAUGAUGACAAUGACUUAUUUGAUAGUGCACUUUUAUUCGAAAGUAAAACAGAGACAGUUCAAGAAGAUCAUACUAAAAUAAGUUCUAAUGUAGUGGAUAGCAAUCUUAAUAACAACCAGGAUUCCAUUAUUGAAAAUCAUGCUGCCCAAAUAAAAUCUUUAGAUGAGAGGCUUGCUAACUUAGCAGGACUAUUGGUAGCCAAUGAUCUUCCAGUACAAAAGACUGAAGUACAAAAACAGAGAAGAAGAGUAACAAGCAAAUGGAUAUGUGAAGAAUAUUUCUUAAAACAAAAGUUACAUGAUUUGCUGGACCAAAUUGGUGACAGAGAUAGAAAAGAACUAGAAAAGAUAAAGCAAAAAUUUGUGCAAUUAUUUGGGGCUGACAGUGAUGAAGAAGAAAUUUUGUCUCCUUUAGAUGAGACAAAUGAGUUUAUCACCAGUUGUAAAGAAAGAAUAGCACCAUGGGUGGUGAAACUUCUAACGCCUUAUUAUGUUAAGGGCCAUAUUAAGGGAAAAUCAAUAUUUAAGGCUCUGGCUAAACAUUUAAUAAGGCUUAUUUAUCAGUGUAGCAGAUAUCCAGAACAGUAUGAGGUAACCAGUUUCGUGUCGGAUUUCUUGAAAAACCACAAAACAAUAAGGUGUGAGGCAGACUUUAAAGAAUUCAGGAUUGAAAAUAUUUAA